AUGCUUACACAAUUACGAAAGGCCGGAUUAGAUACCAGUGUCAAGAAAAUAUUUGAUACUCCCUCGUUAGCCGCACUAGCUGAAACUAUUGGCAAAUACCAGACAGUCAGUAUUCCACACAAUCUGAUUACGGUCGAUAGCACUGUUAUUACUCCAGAAAUAUUGCCGCUUAUUGAUCUAUCGCAGGAAGAAAUUGAUGUGCUGGUCGAAGUGGUGCCUGGUGGUUUAACCAAUAUUCAAGAUAUUUAUGGACUAGCACCAUUGCAGCAAGGCAUCUUAUUUCACCAUGUGAUGGUCGAACAAGGUGAUCCGUACUUAAUAAAGAGUCAUUUUCAAUUUAGUGAUCGUGCUACACUUGAUAACUAUGGAAUUGCGCUGCAACGAGUGAUUGAACGGCAUGAUAUUCUGCGUACUGCCUUCAUUUGGGAAGGACUCAGUGAACCGGCACAAGUAGUUCUGCAUCGAGUUCCUUCGAUACUCACCAAAGUUUCAUUGGAUGAUAUAGAUGACCAGAACAAUUGUCUAGAACAAUUAAAUGAUCGGUUCAACCCACGUCACUUCCGACUAGAUUUAAAACAAGCACCACUGUUGCGUGUGUUUGCUGCUCAAACGUCUAAAGGAGAUUGGAUAGCGUUGCAGCUGAUGCAUCACAUAAUUGGUGACCAUGUCACCCUACAGAGAGUGCAUGCAGAAGUGCAAGCCAUCAUCAAUGGGCAGAGUUAUCAGUUGGCCACACCCACACCAUUCCGCUGUGUAGUGGCUCAAGCUCGUCUAGGUGUUAGCCAAGGCGAACAUACUCACUUCUUCAGUGAAAUGCUUGCUGACAUCGAUACACCAACCCUACCUUUUGGUCUGAGCGACGUUCAUGAUGAUGGGACUGAGAUCGAUGAAGCGCAUUUGAAGUUACCACAGGAGCUUAAUAAUCAGUUACGGGCGCAUGCACGUCAUUUCCGUGUCAGCUUGGCCAGUCUUUGUCAUUUGGCCUGGGCACAGGUACUUGCCCGAGCCAGCGGAAAUGAAACAGUGGUAUUUGGUACUGUGCUACUUGGUCGAUUACAGUCCGGAGAAGAAAAUGACAGUAUGAUAGGGUUAUUGAUAAACACGCUACCUUUACGGCUGGAUAUCGAUGAUACUACAGUCGAAUACGCUGUACGCAACACUCAUUCGCGUUUGAGUGAUUUACUGUCUCACGAAUAUGCAUCAUUGGCGUUAGCGCAACGCUGUAGUGGAGUGCCAUCUUCAUUACCUCUUUUCAACUCAUUGCUAAACUAUCGCCAUAAAUCUCAGACUGAGUAUGCCAUCGACACACUCGCUGGAGUGAAUAUUGUCGGAAGUGAAGGGCGAACAAAUUACCCAAUAACUUUGUCGGUGGACGACGACAACAAUACACUGAGUCUCAUGGCUAGUAUUGUGUCGCCGUUGUCAGCAUCAAGGAUUUGUGGUUAUAUGCAACAAGCACUGGUCUCACUUUCCAAUGCACUAACACUCACACCACAGAUACCUGUAUGCACAUUGACUGUGAUGCCACUAGAGGAACGAGAGAUGCUGUUGAAUACAUGGAACCAGACGACAGUUAAUUAUCCACCUGUUCGUUGCCUUCACGAGCUAUUUGAAGAACAAGUAAUGCGCGACGGACAUACAAUUGCCGUGGAGUGCAAGGGAGAAACCUUGAGCUAUGCCGAACUCAAUGCUCAAGCAAAUAGAUUGGCUCACUGCCUGAUUGCCAAAGGUGUUAGGCCAGAUGACCGCAUCGCACUUUGUGUUAAGCGUAGCACGAAAAUGGUUGCUGCCCUUCUCGGAAUUCUAAAAGCCGGUGGUGCCAAUGUACCGCUCGAUCUGGCCUACUCCAGUCAACGGCUAACGAAUAUUUUGAAUGACGUCAAUCCAAUGUGUGUAUUAGCAGAUAGCAGUGGCCAGAAAGCACUUGGUAUCCAUCAGGUGCCAGUGCUAGGCUUAGAUAAAGUAUUUCUUGAUGGCCUUUCGGUCGAUAAUCCGGAUCCGAACAAACUGGGGCUCACUUCUUCUCAUUUAGCGUAUGUGAUAUAUACAUCCGGUUCGACUGGAAUACCGAAAGGAGUGAUGAUCGAACACAGGAAUAUAACAAAUCUCCUUUACUGGAGUCAAGAAGCGUUCACAGCCGAAGACUUAGAACAUACCUUGUUUUCAACAUCUAUUGCUUUUGAUGUAUCCGUUUUCGAGUGUUUUGCGCCAUUGUCUGUGGGAAAAAUGAUACAUAUUGUCGAGGAUGCACUCGCGAUUACACAUAAUCCGUCAAAUAUAUCCCUAUUUAAUACAGUGCCUUCUGCAAUGACGGCUAUAUUAAAUGCUGGAACUUUACCAUCUUCGCUCCAUAACCUAAAUUUGGCAGGCGAACCAUUAAAUUCUAACUUAAUCGAACGUAUUUUUACCCAAACGCAAAUUGCAACACUAUCGAAUCUUUAUGGCCCAUCUGAAGCGACAACUUAUUCAACUUGGCACAAGUAUAAACGAGGUGAUGUGAGAAUUGAAACGAUAGGGCGGCCCAUUGCCAAUACCCGCAUUUAUGUGCUGGAUUCACAUAGUGAGCCAGUGCCGUUGGGAGCCGAAGGAGAACUAUAUAUAAGCGGUGCUGGUGUAGCUCGUGGCUAUCUCAAUAGAACUGAACUUACAGCUGAACGAUUUCUACCUGAUCCAUUCAGUGAAAAUCCAAUGGCACGAAUGUACCGAACCGGUGAUCGAGCCCGUUAUAUGCCUGACGGUAAUUUAGUCUAUAUAGGUCGCACUGAUCAACAGAUAAAAAUACGCGGUUUUCGAAUCGAACCUGGUGAAAUCGAAGCCCGCCUCAAUGAGCAUCAUCUGAUACAUGAAGCUGUGGUUUUAUCAUGGAAAAAUCAGCCUGAUUCUGAUGCCCAAUUAGUCGCCUAUGUAGUGGCAGAGGCAGACACAUCGUUGGCUCAGAAUCUACGCAAUUAUCUAGCAUCCUUGCUACCUGAUUACAUGGUGCCGGUGGCUUAUGUUUUUCUAUCGUCUUUACCACUAACACCCAUUGGCAAACUAGACCGACGUGCACUGCCAGCUCCAGAUGAUAAGGCAUUCGUCCGUCAAUCAUAUGAGGCACCGCAAAGCGUAAUGGAACAAAAAUUAGCAACAAUUUGGAGUGAUCUGCUGGAUAUUGAUCGCAUUAGCCGACAUGAUAAUUUCUUUGCGUUAGGUGGCCAUUCUUUGCUGAUUGUACGAAUGCUUUCAGAAUUGCGGAAUAUCGGAUUGGAUACCAGUGUCAGGGAAAUAUUUGAUACUCCCUCGUUAGCCGCACUAGCUGAGACUAUUGGCAAAUACCAGACAUUCAGUAUUCCACCCAAUCUGAUUACCAAAGACAUCACGAUGAUUACUCCAGACGUGUUGCCACUUAUCGAUCUAUCUCAGACAGAGAUUGAUACAUUGGUCAAAGAAGUGACGGGCGGUAUAGCUAAUAUACAAGAUAUUUACGGGUUGGCACCUUUGCAGCAAGGGAUUUUGUUUCAUCAUUUGCUCACCGAACAAGCCGAUCCGUACUUAAUGAUGAGUAGUUUCAAAAUUAGUGAUCGAGUGGUACUGAAUCGUUAUGCAUUCGCUUUACAACAAGUAAUUGAACGACACGAUAUAUUACGCACCGCUUUUAUAUGGGAAGGUCUCAGUGAACCGGCACAAAUCGUCUUGCAUCGAGUUCCAUUCUUACUCACCGAAGUCACGCUGGACGAUACCAAGUCAGUACUAGAGCAGCUUACACAUCGCUACAAUUCUAGUCAAUAUCGAAUGGAUCUCAAACGUGCACCGCUAUUGCGCCUGAUAGCUACACCAACGUGUGGAGGGAACUGGAUUGUAUUGCAAUUGAUGCACCAUAUAAUUGGUGACUACUUUACUAUACAGAAACUAAAUGCAGAAGUGCAAGCCAUUAUCAAUGGACAGAGUGAACAGUUGACCACACCCACACCAUUCCGCCAUGUAGUGGCUCAAGCUCGUUUAGGAGUUAGCCAAGCCAAACACAUGCAGUUUUUUAGAGAAAUGCUUUCGGAUAUUGAUAAACCAACCCUACCAUUUGGUCUGAGCGACGUUCAUGACAACGGAAUUGAGAUCGAUCAUGAGCAAUUGAAGCUAUCACAGGAGCUGAAUAAUCAUUUGCGAGCACUUGCAC
This is a messenger RNA of Contarinia nasturtii (swede midge), 4150 nucleotides long. Its product is annotated as linear gramicidin synthase subunit D-like. Gene Ontology annotation, cellular component: cytoplasm. Gene Ontology annotation, biological process: amino acid activation for nonribosomal peptide biosynthetic process; secondary metabolite biosynthetic process. The record is from RefSeq and is a predicted model, not a curated record. The annotation marks the transcript as partial. Lineage: Eukaryota; Metazoa; Arthropoda; Insecta; Diptera; Cecidomyiidae. Gene Ontology annotation, molecular function: catalytic activity; phosphopantetheine binding. The transcript has a single exon.